Eremothecium gossypii ATCC 10895 is the source of this 2331-nucleotide messenger RNA. RefSeq names its product aconitate hydratase ACO1 (gene ACO1). Gene Ontology annotation, molecular function: aconitate hydratase activity; 4 iron, 4 sulfur cluster binding. Gene Ontology annotation, cellular component: mitochondrion; cytosol. Gene Ontology annotation, biological process: tricarboxylic acid cycle. The record is from RefSeq and is marked provisional. Bases 1 to 2331 code for a protein of 776 amino acids. The transcript has a single exon. NCBI's taxonomy places the organism in Eukaryota, Fungi, Ascomycota, Saccharomycetes, Saccharomycetales, Saccharomycetaceae.
AUGUUGUCAGCACGUGCACUAGGACGGACGCCAGUGGCGCGCGGGAUGGCCACGGUGGCGAAGUUGACGCGGGACUCGCAGGUGAAGCAGAACUUGCUGGAGGACAAGUCGUUCAUCAACUACAAGCAGAACCUGGAAUACGUGGAUAUCGUUCGCCAGCGGCUGGGGCGCCCACUGACGUAUGCGGAGAAGAUCCUGUACGGGCACUUGGAGGAUCCCCACGGGCAGGAGAUCGAGCGCGGUGUGUCGUACCUGAAGCUGAACCCUGACCGGGUGGCGUGCCAGGACGCGACGGCGCAGAUGGCGAUCCUGCAGUUCAUGAGCGCGGGGCUGCCGGAGGUGGCCAAGCCGGUAACUGUGCACUGUGACCACUUGAUUCAGGCCCAGGUUGGCGGCGAGAAGGACUUGGCGCGCGCGUGCGAUCUGAACAAGGAGGUGUACGAUUUCCUUGCGACUGCCACGGCCAAGUACAACAUGGGGUUCUGGAAGCCAGGCUCCGGUAUCAUCCACCAGAUCGUCCUUGAGAACUACGCGUUCCCAGGUGCGCUUUUGAUUGGUACCGACUCGCACACGCCAAACGCCGGUGGUCUUGGCCAGCUGGCUAUUGGUGUCGGUGGUGCCGACGCCGUGGACGUCAUGUCCAACCUGGCCUGGGAGUUGAAGGCUCCUAAGAUUUUGGGUGUCAAGCUGACCGGCCGUAUGAGCGGCUGGACUUCGCCAAAGGACAUCAUCCUAAAGCUUGCCGGUAUCACCACUGUCAAGGGUGGUACUGGUAAGAUUGUUGAGUACUUCGGCGACGGUGUCGACACUUUCUCUGCCACCGGUAUGGGUACCAUCUGUAACAUGGGUGCCGAGAUCGGUGCCACCACCUCGGUCUUCCCAUUCAACAAGUCUAUGGUUGAGUACUUGAACGCUACCAACAGACACCAGGUCGCCGAGUUCGCUCAGUUGUACAAGAAGGACUUGCUAUCUGCAGACGAAGGUGCUGAGUACGACGAAGUCAUCGAGAUCGACUUGAACAAGUUGGAGCCUUACGUCAACGGUCCAUUCACCCCAGACUUGGCCACUCCAAUUUCCAAGCUAAAGGAGGUUGCUGUUGAGAAGAACUGGCCAUUGGAGGUUAAGGUUGGUUUGAUCGGUUCUUGCACCAACUCCUCUUAUGAGGACAUGUCGCGUUCUGCCUCCAUCAUCAAGGACGCUGCGGCUCACGGCUUGAAGGCGAAGUCGCUAUUCACUGUGACUCCAGGUUCCGAGCAGAUCAGAGCCACCAUCGCACGCGACGGUCAGCUAGACACUUUCACCGAGUUCGGUGGUAUCGUCUUGGCUAACGCAUGUGGUCCAUGUAUUGGUCAGUGGGACAGAAGAGACAUCAAGAAGGGUGAGAAGAACACCAUCGUCUCUUCUUAUAACAGAAACUUCACCUCCAGAAACGAUGGUAACCCAGAGACUCACUCUUUCGUUGCCUCUCCUGAACUUGUUACUGCUUUCGCUAUUGCUGGUGACCUACGUUUCAACCCAAUGACUGACAAGCUAAAGGGUAAGGACGGAAAGGAAUUCCUAUUGCAGCCACCUACCGGGGAGGGUUUGCCAUCUGGUGGCUACGAUCCAGGUGAGAACACUUACCAGGCUCCACCAAAGGACCGUAACCAAGUCGAGGUCAAGGUUUCGCCAACCUCCGACCGUCUACAAUUGCUAAGCGCUUUCAAGCCAUGGGAUGGCAAGGACCCACAGAACAUGCCUAUUUUGAUCAAGUCGUUGGGUAAGACCACCACCGACCACAUCUCUAUGGCUGGUCCAUGGUUGAAGUACAGAGGUCACUUGGAGAACAUCUCGAACAACUACAUGAUCGGCGCUAUCAACGCUGAGAACAAGAAGGCUAACUGCGUCAAGAACCACUACACUGGCGAGUAUUCCGGUGUUCCAGAAACUGCCAGAGCUUACAGAGACCAGGGUAUCAAGUGGGUUGUCAUCGGUGGUGAGAACUUCGGUGAGGGUUCUUCCCGUGAACACGCUGCAUUGGAGCCAAGAUACCUAGGAGGUUUCGCUAUUAUCACCAGGUCCUUUGCCCGUAUCCACGAGACGAACUUAAAGAAGCAGGGUUUGCUGCCAUUGACUUUCCAUGAGCCAGCGGCCUACGACAAGAUCAACCCUGAGGACACGGUUGACAUUAUUGGUUUGAGCGAGUUUGCUCCAGGCAAGCCAUUGACUUUGAGAAUCCACUCUAGCUCUGGGACUUGGGAAACUCCUUUGGACCACACCUUUAACAAGGAACAGAUUGAGUGGUUCAAGGCUGGUUCUGCAUUGAACAAGUUGGCUGCGGCUAAGAAAUAA